Molecule: messenger RNA, 3400 nt
Organism: Ceratosolen solmsi marchali
Lineage: Eukaryota; Metazoa; Arthropoda; Insecta; Hymenoptera; Agaonidae
Gene: RhoGEF64C
Product: Rho guanine nucleotide exchange factor at 64C
Exons: 15
Coding region: 20-3331 (1103 amino acids)
Biological process (GO): positive regulation of Rho protein signal transduction
Molecular function (GO): guanyl-nucleotide exchange factor activity
Source: RefSeq, a predicted model, not a curated record
GACGACGGUGCUGAAAUCGAUGAUAUGCCUUACGCGAAGCCAAAGCGAGAGGUCGACGACGCGCCCGGGAUUAUCGGCGGCCGAUGUGAAUUUCGUAGACACGAUGCGGCUGAGUCUUUGCCGACGCACUAAGGAUGAGAACGCGGUAUCUAGUGAAGCCGAGGAGACCAGGAGGAAGAUGAACUUGGAGGUAGUGAAGAGGAAGGAGACACUUCAGCUUAAAUCAAAGAUUAUCGAGUCGAGGAUGAUUAACACGUGCAUACAGGAGGAAAAUGAGAAUCGUGAAACAAAGGAGGUAAUAAAAGGCGUGAAUGAAGGAAAACUCGAAGAAAUGAGCUCGAUGAUUACGACAAACAGUGAUGAACAUUUCGGGAGCAUGCGACCGACCAGUUGGUCCCCACCGCCUGUUAAAGCUGGCAUCUUUCAAAGGAAAAAUCAACACAACUUAAAUGUGUGUAAAAUCAACGUGGCGCCAAGUGUUAUACCGACAUCUUUUAUGGUUCACAGGCUUCAGAUUGGUUCAAGCACGCCUUUAAAAGGACCCCGCGGCACAUCAAUUAUGAUAAAUAACCAACAACAGACGCAUUGCACAGAUACCACUUCGGACUCGGACAACAGAGUUACGAUUAGCGUUGGCGGCGAAGAUAGUAUUUGCAAUCCCACCGUUAUAUCAGUCAAUAACAACGCACUUGAAAUACCAUCGAAUAUUCAGACAUUUAAUGAUCAAAAGCGAACUCUUGUAAUUCUUGAUAACUAUCGAUCCAACAUUGUCAUUAGUGGAGAACGACAGGAGCAACAGCAGCUUCAGGAUAUUAACGCAAAUGAGAUGAAAGUAUCAACGAUUCAGAGCAACCCCAUCGAGAUCAAAUCCCCAACAAAAUUCAAAGAAAGCGACGAAUCUUUUGAUGGUUCACCUAAAUGGAAGCAAGUAAUUGAUGCCCCAGUACCUUUGACAAAUUCAAAAGAAGAAAUAAUCUCCAAAUUGCUGGAAGAUUCUUUGCGUAAGGCUCGAGAAAAUGGCGAAAUCUUGGAUCAGAGCAGCGGCGAAGCUAUUCUUAAAAUUCUUAAACAAAGCCUACUUAAAAGUUCACAAUCAACUACUGAAGCUGAUCCCGAAUACUUUAGACCAUGUUGUAAUUUGAAUUCGAGUGCGCUUAACAGCGAGAUUAUAACAACCAACAUGUUUCUAGAGGAGAAUGCAUACGAGAUGAUAAAAGAACCGAUUUAUGAAGAAAUACCGGAUGAGCCACCGCCAUUACCUCUCAGUCCACCUCCAACAGAAGAUUUCCUAAAAAGUCGAAUCUUCUUCGGAGAUGAAUACAAGGAAAGUUUUAGAGACUUAAGCAAUGGAAUUGCGCAAUCGCUAGAUGACUUUUAUAAACCUUUGAAUAAUGAUUCUGGUCAAUAUCUCGAAUGUUCAUAUUUAUCAAAAAGCCAAAACGAGUCUUUUAAGAAGUCGUCUAGUUCCUCUAUGGGUGAAAAAAAGAGCCUGUCCAGUAAAUUUGAACUUUUAAAUUUCAUUAUGGACUCGAAGGAACGAACUCGGGAGGAGGAGGAGGAGGAGGAAGAGGAGGAGGAAGAGGAAGAUCCUGAGCGAGAUUUGGAAGCUUUGUACGAGCAAAAAGAAACAAGUUUGGGAGAUUUGAGUUCCAAAAGUUCGCAAAUUUCAAACGUAUCAGACAGCAGUGAAGAGUGCAACAUCAUUCUUGCCAAUUCACCGGAAGCACUGAAGACGCGGACGGUGGAUAUUGAGAGAACUGACAGCGGUGUCGGUUCGGAAAGCAGUCAAGCGAGCAGUGGUCGUGGGGGUGGUAUCGUGAGGCGAUGGCGAACCGGAAGUGCCGGUGGUCUAGGCCUUAAUGUCUGCAGCAGCGGGACAAACAAUGUCAUAAAACCAGUGACGUCGACCACGGCGACGGCGGCGGCAGCGGCGGCAGCGGCGGCGGCGUCGUCGUCGUCGUCGUCGUCAGUGGCAACGUCAGCAACAGUAGUGACGACCAACUCGAGCAAUAAUGCAUCGCACAAAGCAGACGUCAAGCAUUGCGAAGACUGCGAACAGUGGAUCGAACCCCUCAUCAUUGACAGCGGGUGCAUUUACUCGCCAUUAGUGUGUCGGAAAUGUGGAAAAAAGCGUGCUGAGAGAAAAGAAAUAAUCACAGAGAUCGUAGAGACGGAGCAAAAGUAUGGCCGGGAUCUUCAGAUUAUCUUGGAGGAGUUUCACCGACCUAUGCUCAGGGCUGGUUUACUAACCCAAGAACAGCUUUCCGCAAUAUUUCUUAAUGUUGAGGAGCUCCUCGAGCACAAUCAAAUCCUUGCGGAAAAGCUCAAGGAUGCCUUUGACAUCGCGCAGGAAUCUGGUGAUGAGGAUCUGGUAACGGUUGAUUUAGGAAAAAUUUUUCUCGAAUCCGAGAGAAUGCUACACGCUUUCGAAAGUUACUGCACUCGACAAGGAGGUGCCAGUCUUUUGUUACAAAAUUUAGAAAAGGAAAAAGAACUCCUAAGAAUAUUCUUGAAGGUUUCGCAGAUGGAAAACACUGUAUUACGUAGAAUGAAUCUCAAUUCCUUCUUAAUGGUUCCAGUACAAAGAGUGACCAAAUAUCCGCUUCUUUUGGCACGUCUAUUGAAAGCAACCCCCUCGGGAAGAUUAGAAAUGCAAGAAUUGAAAAAAAGGCUCAAACAAGCUCAGACUAAUAUAGAACUACAUUUAGAGCAUAUGAAUGCUGAGGCCAAAGAUAUUACGUCGACAAAACUCUGGCGACGAAUUUCAAUAAUACAAAAUGGUAGAAGACCAACUGGUGAACAAGAUAUGGUUAAUAUUAAGCUGAGAAAAAUGGCUUUAGAGGUACUAGAGUGGGCUCACGAAGAUUCGAGAUUCGUGUUAGAGGGUCGAUUGUUAGUAGCUCAACCAACUGAUAAUAAUUGGAGGAGAGGUCGAACUGUCAAACUCGCGCCUGUAACUGCCAUGCUCGUCACUAAUGGGAAGCCAAAUACCGAAUUUCUUGAUUAUUCUGAUGACUGUCUUUUUCCAAAACAAAUUGGGAUUAAAGAUGCGACUCUUCUGCUUGUUAAAGAAAAACUGGGACGGUACUCAUUAUUACGAGAACCCCUUUACCUUGACAAGUGUAUAGUAUGCUGUGAGACGGAUUUUGAAGACUACUUUGAGGUUCAAGAAUUGUAUUCCAGGGAGACUUUUAUCUUUAAGGCUGAGGAUGGCGUCAGAACAAAACGGUGGUGUCGAACAUUACAGACUCAUGCGCAGUCCCUUGGGGCCUGGCGGCGACGUCGCGGUGCCCUCCCAAACAUCAUGAUUUGUGGUGUAGCAAGAAAUUGAACAUCAAAAACAUUUUUAAAAGAGUUGAAGUGUGAAAAUGAAUGAAAGGAGAGAAAGAGUGAGAGUGAG